GGCUGACAACAAAUUAGGAUCAAAAACUUUGUGUUGUUUCUAAAACCAUCAAUUUUACAUGCCAAAACUUGAUAACCUUUCACUCUUAUAAAUCUUAAGAUCUAUCAAUUCUGCCAUAUUAAUUCUAAUCAGUCAGCAUUUAUACAGUACAUAAUUCUUUUUCUCUGAUCAUUUCUUGAUUUAUUCACUUAAUUACUGUUAAGGCUAAUCAAUGGAACCCAAAAUUGAUAAUGGAGAAGGUGGUUAUGUUCUUGAUGAUGUUCCUCACUUGUGUGAUUAUCUCCCUAAUCUGCCUACAUACCCAAAUCCACUACAAAAUAAUCCUUCGUAUUCAGUAACCAAGCAAUAUUUUGUGGAUUAUGAUGACACAGUUAUUCAUAAGGCUGUUCAACAUAAAGAUGGUCCAAGGGGUUUACAUUUUCGACGUCAAGGUCCUCGACAGCAGGUGUAUUAUACACCAGAGGAAGUUACAGCAUGUAUUGUCACUUGUGGAGGUCUUUGCCCGGGGCUUAACACUGUGAUCAGAGAGUUAGUUUGUGGGUUGGAUUACAUGUAUGGAGUGAAAAACGUCCUUGGGAUUCAAGGUGGUUACAGUGGAUUCUAUGCUCGAAAUACGAUCUCGUUAACACCUAAGUUAGUCGAUAGCAUCCAUAAACGGGGUGGAACUAUCCUUGGUUCGUCAAGAGGUGGCUAUGUGACUUCCAAAAUAGUUGAUAGCAUUCAGGACCGGCGUAUUAAUCAGGUGUACAUAAUUGGAGGAGAUGGAACUCAAAAGGGUGCAUCUGUUAUAUAUCAGGAAGUAAGAAAACGAGGUCUUAAGGUCUCGGUCAUAGGAAUUCCCAAAACUAUUGACAAUGACAUUCCGAUCAUCGACAAAUCCUUUGGGUUCGAUACAGCAGUGGAGGCGGCACAAAGUGCUAUAAAUGCAGCACAUACUGAAGCUGAAUGUGUCGAGAAUGGGAUCGGUCUUGUCAAGUUAAUGGGUCGUGACAGCGGAUUUAUUGCUAUGUAUGCAACCCUUGCUAGCCGAGAUGUUGACUGUUGCUUGAUCCCGGAAUCACCCUUUUAUCUCGAAGGCCCAGGUGGGCUCUAUGAGUUUAUUAGACAAAGACUUAAGGAAAAUGGUCACAUGGUUAUUGUCAUAGCUGAAGGAGCUGGCGAGAAGCUGGAAGAAAGAGAUGCUUCUGGAAACAAGGUGUUUAAAGAUGUUGGUCUCUGGUUGUCUCACAUGAUUAAGGAACACUUUGCUCAAACGGAACUAAAAAUAACUCUUAAAUACAUAGAUCCUACGUAUAUGAUCCGAGCUGUUCCUUCAAAUGCAUCGGACAAUGUUUACUGCACAAUUCUAGCACAAAGUGCGAUUCAUGGGGCCAUGGCUGGUUACACAGGUUGCACUGUUGGGCCGGUUAAUGGGAGGCAAUGCUACAUACCUUUCUAUCGCAUCAUCGAUAAACCAAACAAGGUUGUGAUAACAGACAGAAUGUGGGCUAGACUCUUAUCUUCGACAAAUCAGCCUAGUUUCAUGAAUCCGCCCAAGGUUGCCAUUGUUGGAGGAAAACAGACUGUUAUAAUGCCAUCCAAAUCGUCUGUUGAAGAGACAAGUGAGAAUGAAGAGUGUACGACACUGAUCUCGCCAUCAAUCCUUGAAAAUCAUGUCAGUGAUCAGCAUUCAUCAGUGAAUGGAUUUAUUUAGAGAAAAAUGACUUUUUGAAUAAUUUUUUUUUAGAUUCUGGAAACUUUUACUGUUCUUACGGAGCAGAGGAGUGAAUAACAAGCUUAUACUUCAGAUUGCCGUAAUUUAGAGCUUUUGUUUAAUCGUAGGAGACGCCACAAAAUUGUUACGAGGAUUGCUCUUUAAUAACAAAAACGAGCGUUUGUGCUCGUAAAAUUGUGAAUUGGUAAUUUAUUCGUGUUUGAAAAUUGAAGCAUUUGUUUUGUAUAUGUAACAUAUGGAAAGCCUAAAAUUUAUCGUUGUGUAAUAAUAUGUAUAGUUAAAAAAACUGGCAUUGUCUUAGAUUUUAUAUUGUUGUCUCCAAAGAGAGCAUAUAAUAGUGUCUGGUCUCUAAUUUUUUUGUCAAAUUAAGUGACAUCUUGUACUAAUAACUAAUAAGUAUUCUCCCUUUAGAAAGUUUUAAUGAAAAGAGCAUUUGUCCAAA
This is a messenger RNA of Amaranthus tricolor (Joseph's coat), 2156 nucleotides long. RefSeq names its product ATP-dependent 6-phosphofructokinase 6-like. The record is from RefSeq and is a predicted model, not a curated record. Gene Ontology annotation, molecular function: 6-phosphofructokinase activity; ATP binding. Gene Ontology annotation, cellular component: cytoplasm. The transcript has 13 exons. Lineage: Eukaryota; Viridiplantae; Streptophyta; Magnoliopsida; Caryophyllales; Amaranthaceae. Bases 212 to 1693 code for a protein of 493 amino acids. Gene Ontology annotation, biological process: glycolytic process; fructose 6-phosphate metabolic process.